AUGGGCACGGUACCGUCCGCGCUGAAGCACUGCCUCAGUUAUCAGCACCUCCUCAAGGAGCAGCUGUGGAUCGCGGAGCCGUCCGCGGCCGCGCACCCCGCGCAGGAACCUCAAGCAUCUGGACUGCCUGAGUACAUAAAAAUUGUAGAAGUUGGGCCAAGAGAUGGAUUACAAAAUGAAAAGGUGAUAGUCCCAACUGGUACAAAAAUUGAGUUAAUCAACCAGCUUUCCAAAACAGGCCUGCCUGCAAUAGAAGUGACCAGUUUUGUUUCAUCCAAAUGGGUGCCUCAGAUGGCAGAUCACGAAGAAGUAAUGAGGGGCAUUGAACGGCAUCCUGGAGUCCAGUAUCCCGUUCUCACACCUAAUCUUCAAGGUUUUCAUUCUGCUAUUGCAGCAGGAGCUACAGAAGUCUCAGUAUUUGGUGCAGCAUCUGACUCUUUUAGCAAAAUGAAUAUUAAUUGUUCAAUUGAAGAAAGCAUAGAAAGGUUUGAAGAAGUCACUAAAUCUGCAAGGAGUAUGAAUAUUCCAGUGCGUGGGUAUGUGUCCUGUGCCUUGGGAUGCCCAUAUGAAGGAAAUGUUGUACCAGAUAAAGUAGCAGAAGUAUCGAAGCGGCUGUACAGUAUGGGCUGUUAUGAAAUCUCUCUGGGAGAUACAGUUGGUGUGGGGACACCAGGAAGUAUGAAAAAAAUGCUGGAAGCUGUUAUGAAAGAAAUUCCUUUGAGUGCUCUUGCUGUUCACUGUCAUGACACGUAUGGCCAGGCGUUAGCCAAUAUCCUCACAGCCAUACAGAUGGGAGUUGCAGUAGUGGAUUCAUCUGUUGCAGGACUUGGUGGUUGUCCCUAUGCAAAAGGUGCUACUGGAAAUGUAGCCACAGAGGAUGUGGUAUACAUGCUGAAUGGCCUGGGGAUCAAUACUGGAGUAAAUCUUUGUGCCGUGAUGGAAGCUGGAAACUUCAUCUGCACAGCUUUGAACAAGAAAACAAACUCAAAGGUUGCACAAGCUUCCUUUGGUACUGGAACUACCAAUUAA
Cinclus cinclus is the source of this 1029-nucleotide messenger RNA. RefSeq names its product 3-hydroxy-3-methylglutaryl-CoA lyase like 1 (gene HMGCLL1). The transcript is spliced from 9 exons. NCBI's taxonomy places the organism in Eukaryota, Metazoa, Chordata, Aves, Passeriformes, Cinclidae. Gene Ontology annotation, cellular component: endoplasmic reticulum; cytosol. Bases 1 to 1029 code for a protein of 342 amino acids. Gene Ontology annotation, biological process: ketone body biosynthetic process; L-leucine catabolic process. Gene Ontology annotation, molecular function: hydroxymethylglutaryl-CoA lyase activity. The record is from RefSeq and is a predicted model, not a curated record.